Messenger RNA from Lytechinus variegatus (green sea urchin), 2176 nucleotides. RefSeq lists its product as uncharacterized. The record is from RefSeq and is a predicted model, not a curated record. The transcript has 5 exons. Bases 154 to 831 code for a protein of 225 amino acids. NCBI's taxonomy places the organism in Eukaryota, Metazoa, Echinodermata, Echinoidea, Temnopleuroida, Toxopneustidae.
CCUUCCUGCAUAAAUAACCGCGAAAAAUACUACAGAAAACAUUAUCGGAUCAGGAACUAAACCAGUCAUCAUACCUCGUCGCCUUAUUAAUUUCAAAGAAGUUUGGACUUUUUUCAUCAAAUCCAUUUGUAUUGCCAGCGCAGAAAGAGAUUAAUGGAAAAGGAGAUGGAUUCUUCAUCGGUCAAGAUUCGUGCUGUAGCAUCGAUCAUCGUUGCUAUCAUUAUCGCCAUUGGCGUAAUCAUCUCAGCGGUCAUCCUUUCUCGUGGAGAUUAUGGGGGUAUGGCGAACCAAUGCAUAACAGUUGGAGGGAGAGAUCAAGAGAAAGCAAUGGAUAGCAGUAUGGUAAUGAACAUAGUAAUGAUGGAUAGUGGCAGGGAGCUUGGCAAACAGAUGAUGCGAUACAACUACGACUCUAAUACGAUUCUUGUAGAAACGGCUAAUAUCAGUGGUUUCAGUCGGGCUAACGUCGUCGUCGACUAUGACAGGGCCAUAGUAAUGAUUGAAGUACAAGGUGUAUGUUUGGCUUCAUCACUGCAUGGAGAUAUGAUGAACAUGGCAGAUAGAAUCACUGGUUAUAUGAGAACAGAUCAAGAGGUAAUCGAUAUAGCUUCAGUACGCAUCGUAAAUCUAAACUAUGAACGAAUAGGUGUCAUCCCAGCCGGUUACGUCACUCUUUCAAAUGGACCAAUCAUACGAGGGUUAUGUGCAGGAUAUGAAUCUUAUUGGACCGAACAAACUGGAAUGACUGACCAAGGCGGGCGGAAGAGACGAUCGGUAUCGGGUUCAGUACGAAUAUGCAUAUUUGGAUUUUGCUUCGAUAUUUCCUUUUAGGCAUUCAAGAGAGAAGGCCCACUGCACUGGGGAACUAAAUAAUAAUAUGUCUUUAUUGUUGUGUAUUACCAUACUAACUAUGUUAUCAUUGUAGCUUUUUCUUUUUUUGAUAUGCUUUGGGACCGGUCCACACACCAUACUCCAAAAAACAAGGGUGUUAAGAAUACAACACAUGGUGUUCACCAUGUUCACAGAGGACUACACCAAAUAUUAAUGUACCAGUGUUAGAUUCAUGUACACAAUACCAAGUUACAAUGAUUGACAUUUAUAAUAAAAUUAACUGAUGACUCACUUUUUUUAUUUCUCUUGCUCUUCCUUCUCCUCCACUUCUUCUUGUUUAGUCAAAUAUCCAAUGGUGUUAUAUUAACAUAUUCCGUUGUGACUUUAACCCCGGACUUUUACACUAUUAAUGUGUAAACUAGUGCAUAUUUAAAACCCGAGGGUCUGCUCCUCACAGAACGCUACAGAUGUUCUUCUUAACACCAAAUUGUGUAGUAUCCAAAAUUACAGCAUCGGCCUUCAUCAUUGUAAAAGGGAAGGGUCACCCUGAUGUUCGCGUUUAUAGAAGCAGAAAAAAAAAUUAGUGAAGGUUAUGAAGUUAUGAUUGUUAUGUUAGCUCCUCUAUAUCUCAUGCGAUGUAUAAUUCCAAACAAUGUCCUAAAAAGAAUGAAGGUGAUAUUUAUUUGUGUGGUGGAUCAUUUCAUAUCCCAUUCUGUAAGAAAAUCAUUGUAGUCCUUUAUAUUCCAUUCAAUCUAUACUACAUGAAGCUGCUCGCAUAUGAGUAAAACAAAGUAAUAUUUUCAUAACUCUGUUAUUAUUAGGUUUUUAAACAAACCUUCCCCUGAUUUUUUGCUGUAUAUUAAAACCAAACUUAUCAGGGUAAACUUCCCCUUUAAAGCCUAUUUUAUUUAUUGAAAAUCAUUCAAUAGUGCAUGUUACGAGCUAUUCCACUGUACGAAUCGUGUGUUUGCUGUGUGUGAACGAUAUAAACUAUUUUUUGUUAGAUUUAAGGCUUAUUUUAUAUUCGUCUAAUGCCAAUUCCUCCUAUUGCCAACUCGUCUACUAUCAUUACCUUCAGUUGGUCUACUAUCCACAGGGUCUAAUUCGUCCACUCACUAUUUCGGCUAAUAAUCAGUUGGUCCAAUAGCUUUGUUGGCGCGAUUCGUGCUAUAGUAGUUCUGACACUCGCCUUUCAAACAGAGGGUCGUGGGUUCGAAUCCAAGACAUGGCGUGUUAACCUUCUGCAAGGAAUUUAUUCACACUGUGCAGCACUCAACCCAGGUGAGGUGAAUGGGUACCCGGUAGGAAGAAUUCCUUGAAUGCCCUGAACGCCGGUGAUGGUAGC